Molecule: messenger RNA, 1871 nt
Organism: Jaculus jaculus (lesser Egyptian jerboa)
Lineage: Eukaryota; Metazoa; Chordata; Mammalia; Rodentia; Dipodidae
Gene: Pgrmc1
Product: progesterone receptor membrane component 1
Exons: 3
Coding region: 126-713 (195 amino acids)
Cellular component (GO): endomembrane system; membrane
Source: RefSeq, a predicted model, not a curated record
CACUGCCUAGUCUUCAUCAGCCGCCCUGCCGCCCGCUUCACAGCUAGCUGAGAGGGAGGAGAAAGCUGUGAGUUCCGGAGCUCAGACUAGCCCAGCCCAACAGCCCAACCUUAGCUUUAGAGAUCAUGGCUGCCGAGGAUGUGGUGGCGACUGGCGCCGAUCCUAGCGAGCUGGAGGGCGGAGGACUUCUACACGAGAUUUUCACGUCACCUCUCAACCUGCUGCUGCUGGGCCUCUGCAUCUUCCUGCUCUACAAGAUCGUGCGCGGGGACCAGCCCGGGGCUGGCAGCGACAACGACGACGACAAGCCGCCCCCGCUGCCCCGCCUCAAGCGGCGCGAUUUCACCCCCGCCGAGCUGCGGCGUUUUGACGGCGUCCAAGACCCGCGCAUUCUUAUGGCCAUCAAUGGCAAGGUGUUCGACGUGACCAAAGGCCGCAAGUUCUACGGGCCCGAGGGACCCUAUGGAGUCUUUGCCGGAAGAGAUGCAUCCAGGGGCCUGGCCACAUUUUGCCUGGAUAAGGAAGCACUGAAGGAUGAGUAUGAUGACCUUUCUGACCUCUCUCCUGCCCAGCAGGAGACCCUGAGUGACUGGGAGUCUCAGUUCACUUUCAAGUAUCAUCAUGUGGGCAAACUGCUGAAGGAAGGGGAGGAACCUAAUGUGUACUCAGAUGAUGAAGAACCGAAAGAUGAGACUACUCGGAAAAAUGAUUGAGGCAUUCAGUGGAAGCAUAUCUAUUUUUGUAUUUUGCAGAAUCAUUUGUAACAUUCUAGUCUGUCUUUAAAACUUGGUGAUUUCAACAUGUUUGGAAUUUGCUGUAAUUUUUUAAUUAACAUCACUAGUGACACUGAUGAAAUUAACUUUUUUCUUAGGAUGCAUGAUAUGUUUGUGAGUCACAAGUCCACAAAAUGAAUUGUAGUGCUGUAAUGCAUAUGUUAAUAAGUUUUUUCUUCUAUCUGUAGUUAGAACAACCUGAGUUUGAAUUGGUUUAUCUUGAGAGGUAGGUAAGACAUAGGUAUUUCCCCAAACUGCUAAGAAUGUUAAUUGUGUACCAAGAAUGAAGUUCAACGUUUUUUCAUGAUGCUCUCUGAAAACAAGUCCUAUUUACUCAAUUGACUUAACUGCAUGAUUUCUGUUUUAUCUACCUCUGAAGCAAAUCUGCAGUGCCCCAAGGGUUAGGUAUUGAUUAGAGACAACUUUCCAGUAACAAUGAGAACUUGAGUUCUGAUAGAAAAAACAAUACUGUGUUUCUGCUUUGGUAUGUGGUCCUUAUACGGACACAGACACUGUCACACAGUAAUCUACAGUUAGGAUUAAAAUAACAUGUGGACACUGAAAGUAGAGCUUUGGAAAAAGAUCUAAACAAAUGAAGAAGAUUGUAGGACUGGCUUCCCAAUCCCCGUGUUCAUGACAGGACAGGCAGUGGGUAUGUGGUAAUUGGACAAAAUGUAAAAUGUGAAGGGCAUACAGGACAGGUUAGAACAGGUGUGUGUUCUCCUAAAAGCCUUCAUCCAUACACACAAAGGAUAGGAAAUACUACAUAGCACUAGCCAAGUGGUUUUAAAAGGAAAAUAUAAUUCUAAUGUAAGAGUUAAAUGCUUCUGUUGUCACAAAAUUGUAGCCACUGCAAAAGUAGUAUUCAAGUAUCUAGGUCUUGGAUAAUACUCUAGGUUAACACUAAACCUAGCUUAAGUAGAGUCUACAGUUGUAUAAAUUUGUAAAAGUGGUAUAUGAACAACUAGUGAUGUUUUAAACUCUUGUAAUCAUAGUUAAAUAGUCUGUCUUUUCUUGUGAACUAUGUUUGAUGAUUUUACCUCAAAUCAGAAAACAAAAUGAAGUGUUGGGGUCAGUUAAUAAAAUGGUUUUGCCCAA